This is a messenger RNA of Geosmithia morbida, 1710 nucleotides long. Its product is annotated as Major Facilitator Superfamily. Lineage: Eukaryota; Fungi; Ascomycota; Sordariomycetes; Hypocreales; Bionectriaceae. Gene Ontology annotation, biological process: transmembrane transport. Gene Ontology annotation, molecular function: transmembrane transporter activity. The transcript is spliced from 2 exons. The annotation marks the transcript as partial. The record is from RefSeq and is a predicted model, not a curated record.
UCCGUCUCCUUCGUCAUCACCGACCUGAUCGGCACCAAGACUGGUGUCGGCGACAUCGUCGGUACCCUGGGCUUCGCCGACGAGCUCGUCGCCCUCGUGGCCUGCCCGGCCUGGGGUCUGGUGUCGGACAGGCUGGGUGUCAGGUGGGUGUCGGCGAUGGGGUACACCAUCAUCGGCUUGGCCCUGAUGAUCUUCGUCCAGGCCAGGAAUGUGUAUCCUCAGCUUCUUUUGGCGAGGAUCCUCUUUGCCGUCGGUGGUUCAGCUGCAGCCACAAUGGUUACAGCUACACUGCCCUGCCUCACCGAUGACACCGGAGCGGUCGAAUCCAAGGAUGGACCUGACGGGAAGCAGCAGUCUCGCGUCUCCCGACAGAGUAUCGCCUUCUCCGUCGAAUCCGAGGCCACCAUCACACCCGAGCGGUAUACGCGCCUCGCCAGCGCGUACGCCCAGUCGACGACGCGCAGCAAGGCCUCGACCCUGUCGGGCUACGUGGGGCUGGCCACCGGCUGCGGCGCCCUGGUGGCCCUGUCCCUGUUCCUCCCGCUGCCCACGCGCUUCGGCAGCCGGGACGGCGUCACCCAGGCCCAGGCCGUGGCCUACAGCUUCUACGUCGUCGGCUCCAUCUCCCUGGCCGUGGCCGUCUUCGUCCUGUUCGGCUUGCGCAACCUCAAGGGCGAAGAGGGUAAAGGAUGGGGGGUUCUCCUCGGUCUACGCGGAGGAGAAGAAGAGGCGUCGGUCAAUAACGACGACGACGACGACGGUGGCGUCGGCAGCAGCCGGAACAGGCGCAGCCGCUCGCAGAGCCUGGGAGGGACGGCGGGAUACCACUACAAGGCCCGCCGGGGGUCAGCCAUCCCCUACCUCCGCCUGAUGAAGGAGUCGGUGCUCCUGGGGCUGUCGGACUCGCGCAUCGCCCUGGGCUACGUGGGCGGCUUCGUGGCGCGCGCCUCGACCGUGGCCAUAUCGCUGUUCAUCCCGCUCUUCGUCAACACCUUCUUCAUCGGCAACGGCUUCUGCCACGGCUCGCCCAACGACCCGUCUCCGGAGCUCAAGGAGGAGUGCCGCGCCGCGUACGUGCUGUCGUCGAUCCUGACAGGCGUCGCCCAGCUGGCCGCCCUGGUCUGCGCCCCCGUCUUCGGCUACCUGUCCCGCCGUAGGGGGCCGGUCAACUGGCCCAUCGUCGUGUCCACCGUCCUGGGCAUGGUCGGCUACGUCGUCUUCCCGCAGCUGUCGAGCCCCGAGCUCAAGGAUGCCGGCGGCAGGGGCGGCACCCCCGCCAUCCUGCUCGUCGUCAGCCUCAUCGGCAUCAGCCAGAUCGGCGCCAUCGUCUGCAGCCUCGGCUCCCUCAGCCAGGGCGUCCUGACCGUCGAGAUCCCCGCCCACGCCGCCGCCGCCGCCGCCGCCCACGCCGCCGAAGCCUCUAUCGCCCCCGACCAGGACGAGUCCACCGAGGCCGACCCGCUCAUCCGCAUCUCCACCCGCGACACCCGCAUCGAGCGCACCCGUCUCAAGGGCUCCAUCGCCGGCGUCUACUCCCUCUGCGGCGGCGCCGCCAUCCUCAUCCUCACCAAGCUGGGCGGCUACAUGUUUGACCGUGUGUCCACCGGUGCGCCCUUUUACAUGAUGGCCCUCUUCAACGGCGUGCUUCUCGUCGUCAGCCUCCUCCUGGAUGCGGCCCAGACCUAUGGGAACGAUGGUAAUAGGCUGUAG